UUGAACCCCGAUCUCCUGAGUGAAACGUAGGAGCCAAGUAAGCAAAUCCAUUAAAUUUUCUGAGUAACGUAUAUAAAUAUUUGAUAUUUAAGCUGUAGCGUUGGUCCAUCAACUUUCAUGUUUCACCUUUUCUUGACUAAAAUCCCCGGUUUUGGGCCAGCUGACACAUCAUUUGUUAAUAAGCUUUGAAACACCUACCUAAAUAAAAAGAAACCAGCCUUGCUAAAAUGCUCCGGUCAAAUUUGACACUACCUCCCUGGCUAUAAGUACAUAACACUAUAUCAUGCGAUAUCGUAGGGACAGAUCAAGAUUGCGGGCAGUGAGUAACUGUCGCAUCUUUAAGAAGGUGUUUCUUGCCUGUCCUAUUCUACAUUUAACCUCUUGUUGUUGGUCUAAGGUUUCAUGUAUCCAAUACCCUGGGUACUUAAACGUUUUCACUUGUUCCACGAGGUUGUUGUUGACUAGGAUGUUUAUAACUGGUAAAAAAAUAUUAGAAAUGAAAAAGGUCCCAGAUGGAUUAGAAGUUAUUUCCAUAAAAAGCCUUUCCACUGUUAAAUAUGAUUAUUUAAAAACGACUAUCUGUGAUAAUAUGGUAUAUACGUUAUACAGAGAACAGAUGAUGAACGGCUACAGGUAUUCGUUUGAAAAAUGCAAUUUAGAUACCCACGAAAUGGACAUCAUUUUCGACGGACUGAAAACGCUGCAAGUAGAAGAGAACAUUUUCAACUUAGAUCUGCCGGAUCAUUCGUUAAACAUAUUCUCAGUCUCUCACCACAAAUUAUUUGACGAAAAUGAAUUGGUGAAUAAAAAUUUCUGAUUUUUUCAAUAAAAAAUAUUUAUGA
Diabrotica virgifera virgifera (western corn rootworm) is the source of this 842-nucleotide messenger RNA. RefSeq lists its product as uncharacterized. Bases 284 to 817 code for a protein of 177 amino acids. Lineage: Eukaryota; Metazoa; Arthropoda; Insecta; Coleoptera; Chrysomelidae. The transcript has 2 exons. The record is from RefSeq and is a predicted model, not a curated record.